AUGGGAGAACCAACUUGUCACAUGCAUCCUUUCUCUUAUGCCUCUGGCAUACCCAAAGAAGCCAAUCAGGGAAAUCCUCUACAUGCUCUUGGAGAGUCGAUAUCUUUUGGGAGGUACAUGUCAGAGUCCUUAGCUUGGGAAAAAUGGUCAACAUUCUCUCACAAGCGCUACGUUGAAGAGGCUGAGAGGUAUGCCCAGCCAGGAUCAGUCGCCCAGAAGAAGGCUUUCUUUGAAGCUCAUUACAAGAGAAUUGCAACUAAGAAGGCUGCAGCAGUGUUGCUUGAUCAACUAAUCGUUGCCACCGACACCUCCGAACCAGAAUUGGAAGGCCGAGUUUGUGAUGAUGAUACUUCUACCCACGAUUCACCAUCUAUGGUUUUGGGCUCCCAAGUUGCUGCGGAUGAACAACAUGAGAGCAAGACCCAGGAUACCGAGGUGGAAUUCAUUCAAAAUGCUGAUGAAUGUAAUUCAAUUGUUCAACCAGAGAGUACCAAGAUGGAAGGAGCUGAUUUGGUGACUGAAAAGGGGACUCUAGUGGAAAAUCCUACGACACAUAACCAGGUUGAGGAUGAUGAGUAUCAAAUUAUGGUUUCUGGGGAGCUUAGUGGAACUCCACCAGUGGAGAAACCUUUACUGGGGAAUUCCAGCUCUAGUCAGGAUGUUUCAUUGCCCAUGAUCAAGAAGAAACCAUUUCUGUCUUCCUUAAAGCCAUCAGUUUUCUGUAGACCAUCUAAAAUUCCAACUGCGCCUGGCAAGUCCAUUGCUCCAAUGCAGGCCUGGAAAGAGAACGUAGCUCCAACCCCUAAGAAGUUUACAAUAGCCUCCACAGAUCAAUAUAGAUCAACUCCAAAAUCACUACAUACAGUCAUUAGUUCUUCUCCCUCAAGAGAACAUGUUAAAUCGACUAACCCUGCUGGACAGAAGACUGAAUGUUUUAGAGUUGCUCUUAGUGCUAUUAAGGCAACAACUAAAGAUUAUGCAACCCCUCUAAGGACAACAAAAAUGGGUUUUGUGAAUGGGGUGCCAAAGCAUCCUUCAGCAAACCCUUGCUCAGAAAAUAGAAGGGUCAAAGAAACAGUUGAUCUCACAGCUUCUGGAAAUAAAACAGCUGGGCCGAAAUGGCACACCCUAUCUGCAGUGUAA
Ilex paraguariensis (yerba mate) is the source of this 1143-nucleotide messenger RNA. NCBI's taxonomy places the organism in Eukaryota, Viridiplantae, Streptophyta, Magnoliopsida, Aquifoliales, Aquifoliaceae. The record is from the annotation of a GenBank genome assembly.